Molecule: messenger RNA, 1761 nt
Organism: Phyllostomus discolor (pale spear-nosed bat)
Lineage: Eukaryota; Metazoa; Chordata; Mammalia; Chiroptera; Phyllostomidae
Gene: TTLL9
Product: tubulin tyrosine ligase like 9
Exons: 15
Coding region: 57-1442 (461 amino acids)
Biological process (GO): protein polyglutamylation; microtubule cytoskeleton organization
Cellular component (GO): cilium
Molecular function (GO): tubulin binding; ATP binding; tubulin-glutamic acid ligase activity
Source: RefSeq, a predicted model, not a curated record
GCACUGGCUAGCGCCCGGCAUGGUGGCGGUUGGAUCAGGCCCUAGGGAAUCGCUUCAUGUCGCGACCGAAGAAUCAAAAUUACAAGGCCUAUGGAUCAUCCAAAGGAAAGGAACGAGAGCAGAGAACAUCGGUCCGGUUCAAGACCACAUUUAUGAAUACCCUUAUAGAUGUUCUUCGCCACAGGCCAGGCUGGGUGGAAGUAAAGGACGAAGGGGAGUGGGACUUUUACUGGUGUGACAUCGGCUGGCUCCGGGAGAACUUCGACCACACCUACAUGGAUGAACACGUGCGGAUCAGUCACUUCCGAAACCACUACGAGCUGACCCGAAAGAACUACAUGGUGAAGAACCUGAAGCGGUUCCGGAAACAGCUGGAGCGCGAGGCAGGAAAGCUGGAGGCAGCCAAGUGCGACUUCUUCCCCAAAACCUUUGAGCUGCCGAGCGAGUACCACCUGUUUGUGGAGGAGUUUCGCAAAAACCCAGGCAUCACCUGGAUCAUGAAACCUGUAGCCAGGUCCCAGGGGAAGGGCAUCUUCCUCUUCCGGAGACUGAAGGACAUCAUGGACUGGCGGAAGGGCACUGCUGGGAAGAAGCCCACCAGCUUGGAGGCCCAGCAAGCCCGGGGCGCUGUCAAUCCUUCUGGCAGCCACGACUCGAGAAGUUCGGAUGACCAGAAAGAAGAAAUCCCCGUGGAGAACUAUGUAGCUCAGCGUUACAUUGAAAACCCCUAUCUGAUAGGAGGCCGCAAGUUUGACCUGCGCGUCUACGUGCUGGUGAUGUCGUAUAUCCCCCUGCGGGCCUGGCUGUACCGGGAUGGCUUCGCCCGCUUCUCCAACACCCGCUUCACACUCAACAGCAUUGACGACCAGUAUGUGCACCUCACCAAUGUCGCCGUGCAGAAGACGUCCCCCGACUACCACCCAAAGAAGGGCUGCAAAUGGAUGCUGCAGCGCUUCCGGCAGUACCUGGCGUCCAAGCACGGGCCAGAGGCAGUGGAGACGCUCUUCAGCAACAUGGACAACAUCUUCAUCAAGAGCCUGCAGAGCGUGCAGAAGGUGAUCAUCAGUGACAAGCACUGCUUCGAGCUGUACGGCUAUGACAUCCUCAUAGACCAGGACCUCAAGCCGUGGCUCCUGGAGGUCAACGCGUCCCCAUCACUGACAGCCAGCAGCCCGGAGGACUAUGAGCUCAAGGCCUGCCUCCUGGAAGAUACCCUGCACAUCGUGGACAUGGAGGCCAGGCUCACAGGAAAGGAGAAGCGAGUGGGAGGCUUUGACCUCAUGUGGAACGAUGGCCCCGUCAGCAGAGAAGAGGGGGCUCCCGACCUGUCAGAGACGGGGAACUUUGCGACCAACACACACCUCGGUUGCAUCAACGAUCGAAAAGCACAGCUGAGGCAACUGUUCCGCUCCCUUCAAAGCCAGAAGAAAGCUUCCAGCUAAUCCCAGCCACGGGACCCUGGGAGGCACCACGCCAGCCAGUCCUCCCCCACUCCAUUUCCAGCACCGCAGCACCUCCGAGCAUGCGCCUCCCUCCCUCUGGCUGGGCCACAGCUGCUGGCUGCUGCUGGGCUGGGCCCCCUGGAUUCCCUGCCCGACCCCUGGGCAUCUUUGCCCUAGGAGCCAGCCAGGUCCCUGGACUGGAUCGGUUUUAAUCUUGACAGACUGGCUCGGUGAACAGGUCCAAAGAGGAAAAACUCAGCAGGUUCUACUACCCCAGAGAUCACAGCUCUGUGUGCAUAAUAAAUGAGCACAGGCCGUA